Puccinia graminis f. sp. tritici CRL 75-36-700-3 is the source of this 300-nucleotide messenger RNA. RefSeq lists its product as uncharacterized. The coding region runs from base 1 to 300 and encodes 99 amino acids. Lineage: Eukaryota; Fungi; Basidiomycota; Pucciniomycetes; Pucciniales; Pucciniaceae. The transcript is spliced from 2 exons. The record is from RefSeq and is a predicted model, not a curated record.
AUGGCUUCCGCCCCUGCUCCAGUUGAGGGUUUAGCCACAAUUCACAUUUCCGUCAACACCAUUGCUUCUGGGAGGUGGCCACAGGAUAUUUUGGCUGAUCUCAGCAAGCAACAUCAGCUCCCCAUCGACUUUCAAUUCAAACCCUUUCAUCGGAUCUGGAUCGCCAUGGCCCAUAGGAACUCACUCGAUGUUUGGCGAUUUGCCAUCGUCCGACUCUUGGCUCUGGCAAUCUAUACCCAUACAACCGACAAGACCACCACUCUUUCAAAAUUGAUUAUCAAUGAAGCCAGUCUGAUGUAG